UUUUGACAGAGGGAGGCAGCGGGAGAAGAAGCCGCAGAAGAAGAAGCAGGCAGCGGAUGUGUCCGGGCUGAAGGAUGCCCGGGAUAAUGUCACCGGUCUGUUCUCUCUCUCCCCGGUUCGCAUCAUGAUAAACGCUGCUGGAGCGGUGGUCCGCAGGAUGCCGUCGGCGGCCCGGCGGAGCGGGUGCUGGAUAGCGUGGUGCCAGGCGAUGCUGCUCGGCGCCUCGGCUCUGGUUAUCGUGGCCGAACGGAGCGCUCUUAUCUACUGUAUAGGGUUUUACCUUUGGAAUGAAGAGACGCAGUGGGCGGGCCUCACUCUCGGCCUCUUUCUACCGGGGACAGCAGUCCAGCUUUUAAGUGUGAAAUGGUACUAUGAUGAUGGCGAUGGCAGGCGAUGUUACCUCUCUGUCAUACACAUACUACACUUGGGCAUCUUCAAGAGGUUGUGGGAUUGCAUGAGGUGUGUGUUGCGCAUGCAGGGCUCGGUGGCAGAGCUCGGAGCGGCUGUCAUGCAGCAGGCAGAUGUUGCUGCCCUUUGGCUCCUGGAGGCCCUGGUCCUUACGCUGCCUCAGAGCCUGCUGCAGGCGUACGUCGUGGUGUCUACUGACGUGGGCAUCAUGUCACCAGUGGCCUAUUGCUGUGGUUUAUGUGUGCUGUCCAUUUCCUGGGCCCUGGUGCUGUACAGCCGAGCCUGCUGUCUGAUUCGCCCGGGCCACCUGGCCAUGCCUCCAGCAGCCCUGCUGUGCCAGCUGGUGUGGAGGGCAGGGAUGCUGGGUGCCAGGGUGACCUGCCUCAUGUUCUUUGCCAGGGUCUUUAACUGGUGGGUCUGUGGAGUAGCAGGUUUUCACUGGCUCACGGCCUCCUUCUGGCUGGUAUCACAGCAGCCUGACAUCUGCACUGGUCCCUGGUGUUGGCGUGCCUUUAAUGGCAUCAUGGGGCUUGUCCAUGUCUUCCUCUUCCUGAAUGUCAAAGAUGGACCCUCGCGCUUCCGCAUGGCCAGUUUUUAUGCAUUCAUGCUUGUGGAGAACGCCACCCUGCUGCUGGCCGCCUCCGACUUCCUGAGCGAAGCAUCGUGGGACAGCAUGACCCUUCCCACCACUGUGCUGUGCAGCUUUCUCCUCGGUGCUACCUCUCUGGUCCUGUACUACCGCUUCCUCCAUCCCAAGUCCACAGAAAUCUCCCAGGGAACACACCACAACCACAUGGGCAGCACUUGCAUCGAACAAGGAGAGUCCUCCUUCUCUCUCGGGGACAAAAGUCUGCCAGCGCCCUCCUUUCCAAACCACGGCAGCUUCUCCCUCUCAGGCGUGGCUGGUUCUCUGCUGGAGCACCCAGGGAACUGUGGCGGCCGACCGAACACCUCCUGCCCUUGCUACCACCACCACUGGCUCUUGAUCCGUCUGGCCCUCAAAACAGGAGACCUCGGUAAAAUCAACAGGGCGUACGGGGCAGGCGGAGCAGCGGCCAUACUGGACAUGGAGGAGUACAACCAAGAGUUUAAAAGUAAUGAAGGAAUGACUAUUACGGCUGGAGGCAGCUGUGAGGGCAUCUCUACCUCUGAGUCCCAGGGGAAGGGCCUGGCACCCCUCUCAGACUGCAAAGAUGAGUUCCAGAGUGUAAGCGAGCCCACAUCAACUGAGCAGCCUGAAGAAGAUAGCAGUCUGGAAAUGGAGAGCCCGAUGGAGUCCCCCACAUCAGAUUUUAAACGCAGCUCGCCAGAGGGUAAAUCCGUGUUUGGAGACAGUCCGGAGCCAUAUUUCUGCCCUACAGAAUCAAGUUCAACCUUAUACUUCAGCGCCGAUCCCCAGUCUCCCAGCAGCGGAAGUAACCCCCGUUUGGACCGGGACAUUGGUGGUCUGGAGCAGGGGGUCCGCCUCAACUCCAUCCCUAGUGAUCCAGCCCUUCACAGAGACGUCCGUGGACUCCUAGGACGAGUCGGCCCACGUUGCACUUCAACUCCGAAACUGGACUCCGGAGCGUUGGACUCCCCCUCCAGUGUCCCUCAUCUGACAGGCCCAAGGAGGCAGCUCAUAAUGUCCCAAAGAGAGGAUGACGAUAACUUCUAGUUUUCUCAUGGCAGAAUCAGGGAACAGCAACUUAUUCAACAUUAAAGGGGCACACCAGCUUUUUGGGAGGCUGCUUUUUCAUCUGCUCAGUGUUGUAGGAUGAGAAAGCUGGCAGUAGUUUCACCUCUUUACGUCUAUAUAAUGAAUACACUGUGGGGCACAGUGUAUGCAACAAUUUUGUAAUAUCCUAAGCUAACUUGUACUCUUCUCAAAUGAUAAUCUGUUUGAUAAAAAGCAUUGCUUUGCCCAAAUGCUGGAUACAUGGAGGUGAAGCAUUCAGGGUUGUGGUCAUUAGACAUGGAGAAAAGAGCCAAUUGGCCACAAGGAUGGUGUAUGGAGCUCAGACACGCCGUCGACCUGACGUUGAAUAUUUUCAACUCUCUUGGCAGCAAUGAGUAAGCCUCAAGAAUUACACAGUGCAACAACAUGAACACUACGUCUGCCAGAUUGUAAUUGCAUAAUAACGAUCAUUAGGAAUAUGCAGCUGCUUCGUGAUAUCAAACAGCUGAUGCUCUUCAACACAUACUCAGACCGCUGAUCCAUGUUACUAUUUGCCAGCAGCUAUGACAAUAGAGAAAAUAUCCCUAGAUCUCACAGGGGCUGGAGUGUCUGACCUCUGAAUAUUAACCAUCUCAGUGUAAGCCAGAGCUUUUUGGCUUAUUAAAAGCACAAAUGUCUUCUGUAUCAUAUAUCUGUUGCUGUGAUGCUGUGAUUUUUUAUUUAUUUAUUCCCAUUUAAAAAAGACAAACGCAAAUCCCUGAUCUCUUUGGGAGAAUAAACUGUAUUUUUGUAUAAUGUGAACUGCUGGCACUGCUUUGAGCAGGGUUAGUGCAUCAACCUGGGAAAAAACUGUGCGAGAUUUGAUGUUUUAACUUUAUUUACAUGUUGACCAUGUAAUUGCUGAAGUGUUUUUUGGAAUUUACAUCAUGCUGGGGGGAAAAUAAUAAUGUCUCAGGCACUGACUUCAGAAAACUUUCAAAUGUCUGUUGUGUAACAAAUUGCUUAUGAGAUAUUUGUGGUGACUUUUUUUAUGUGUUCUUGAUUUGCUAUUGCCGGGGGGGACAAAUGCAGUUUUGCUCAUUACUGUUGUGUAAAACUGGGAUGAAAUCCAUGAACAAAGUAAUGAACUGAUGCUGGGUUUUUCUCUUGCACCCAGGUGACUGCCUAUAUGACAUUUUGAACUGUGGAGUUCACGGCCACUGGUGGCUUAUAAUAAGCAAUAAAUAGCCUACACGUUGGGUUGAGUGGAGCAAAUAA
Messenger RNA from Acanthochromis polyacanthus (spiny chromis), 3322 nucleotides. It is a transcript of the gene xkr5a, whose product is annotated as XK related 5a. NCBI's taxonomy places the organism in Eukaryota, Metazoa, Chordata, Actinopteri, Pomacentridae. The coding region runs from base 125 to 2065 and encodes 646 amino acids. Gene Ontology annotation, cellular component: plasma membrane. Gene Ontology annotation, biological process: apoptotic process involved in development; phosphatidylserine exposure on apoptotic cell surface; engulfment of apoptotic cell. The record is from RefSeq and is a predicted model, not a curated record. The transcript is spliced from 7 exons.